Molecule: messenger RNA, 1248 nt
Organism: Trematomus bernacchii (emerald rockcod)
Lineage: Eukaryota; Metazoa; Chordata; Actinopteri; Perciformes; Nototheniidae
Exons: 3
Coding region: 1-963 (320 amino acids)
Biological process (GO): regulation of transcription by RNA polymerase II
Cellular component (GO): nucleus; transcription regulator complex
Source: RefSeq, a predicted model, not a curated record
AUGAGAAGCGAAACGGAAGUGAGGGACGUAAACAAACGAUUUAAGAAGGCACACACACAGACGGCUAUUCAUUUUCAUCACAUCGGUUUAUUUGUCAUCAUGGCGAUCUGGAAUGAAGGAAACGAAGACCUGCUCAUCAACUUGAUCCAGGAGAGGCCAACUCUGUACGACAUUACAGAGUCAAAGUACUCGAACCGAGUAGUGAAAACCGGACUCUGGCGAGAGAUUGAAUCUCAACUUGGUUUCUCAGAGAAAGAGCUGAGGAAGAAGUGGGAUUCUCUGCGAACCCAGUACACCCGGUACAAGAAACUUGCACCUUCGGGUAGUUGUGGAGCACAAAGGACUGGCAGACAGCAGUCGAUCCUGACCAGGCUGCAGUUUUUAGAGCCCUACACAAGAAGGAAGGAGAGUACUUCAAACCUCACCAUCACGGAACUUCUGGUGGCUGCAGAACCACCCUCCGAUGGCACCAGCAGUGAAACCUGGACCAGCACCCCUGAGGAGCCCUUCCUCUUUGAUGCUGAGUCAAGUCACUGCACUCCCCUGGCAGAAUCCCCCAUCUGUGGAACAGAGUCCACACUGGCACCGCUUGGAGAGGAGCCAAGCACAUUCAGUCACUCAAGCACUCCAAGGCCUCGGGUGAAGCGUAGCAGGGAGAUGCUGGAUGAGUCCACCAGUGAGGCGUCAGAAACGUUGAUGCGCAAGAUUGGCAGGACCCUGGAACAUUUAACUUCGAAGGGUGAACAUAAUGACUACAUUGCGGCCUACUCAAAAUCCUUUGAACACAGACUGCGGCAGUUGCCACGUCAUUUGCUGCCACACUUCCUGCAUGAGGUGGACAAUAGCUUCUUCAAGUAUUUGACGGACAAGACCCUGGAAAAUGAAAUUAGAAGGAGGUGGCUUGUCUCUGACUCUAGGCCGAAUUUACCAGAUACGCUCAAAAUGUCCACCCCCAAUAUAUAGCCUAACUGAUUACAUUUUUUUUUAAUUAAAUUGCUAUUCUAUGACUUUUAUUUUUUAUUUUAUUUUUGGUCCCCCCCCAAUGUUGACUCCAUGGUUACAGCCUUGCACCGACUGUAUAUAAAGGUUGUCUCUGAUAGACUUAUAUUAUUGGUCUUUUUACACUGAUGUAUAAUGUCAAAUUUUAGAAUGAGAGACAGAAUGAAAAAACACGUCUUGUUUGUUUUGUUGGUAAGGAUGUCGGUUGUAAAAUGAUCUGUGCAAGUCAAUAAAUCACAAGUCUCUGCA